AUGGACGCUUUUGAAGACGAGAAUCCGUUCGAAAUAGAAGCCGAGCGCAUCCACUCGGAUACGUCCUCGUCGACCAGGGUCACUUUGUCGGAACCAGCUUCACCACCCUCUCGUCCAUCUCGUGUCCUGUCUUCCCCGCCUCAGUCGCCGCCUUCCAGGCGACCAACUUUCCCCUCGCAGGGUUCUCAUAGACAGCCUCAGGUCUACAAGACUGACUUUUGCUGUGUACGGGAUCAGUGGCUACAUUCCGGAGAGGAUGUGGAGAUACUCAUUUCAGAUGCACUCAAAACGUCUGUGAACUCCACCUCGCCCUACAUUGCGUAUGUAAUUCGGGCAGGAAAUGCUGAAGCCCACCACCGAUACUCGGAAUUCGAGUCCCUACGAUCAAAUUUGAUCAAACUAUACCCCACACUCAUUAUUCCUCCGAUACCUUCCAAACAAACAAUAGGGGAUUAUGCCGCAAAACAAGCAAAAGCGAAGGAGGAUGCAGCCAUGAUCGCACGACGGAAACGCAUGCUGCAGACAUUCCUUAACCGAAUUGCUCGACACCCAAUACUGUCAAACGAGCAUGUAUUUCAUAGGUUCCUGGAUGGAGAGGUUUCAUGGUCGGAAGUCUUGCAUUCCCCUCCAAUAUCAUUAUUGCCCAAGAACACUCUGAAGGCACCGUCACAUAACCCCACGGACCAGAAUGCAUCUGCCGCAUACGCCGCGCUCCCUAACCCCUCUACCGCGCACCCUUUGCGGCGACCGGAUCAACGGUUUCUUGAUUCCGAGACGUUUACGAAUAAGUUUGCAGCCCACUUGAGUGGUCCAAUGGAAAAGGUGACGCGCCGCACCAUGAAGCGGUGGUCUGAUGUCGCACAAGACCAUGCUGAGCUUGGUGCAACGCUGAAUGGAUUUAGUCUCAAUGAGUCGGGACAGCUCUCGACAGCAGUUGAGAAGACUGGGCAAGCAAUCGACACCACUUACAUGUCGACUACCAGAUUGCUGCAAGAAUUUGAACAAGACUGGGCAGAACCCUUGCACGAAUAUAGCCAGUUUGCAUCCAUCAUCAAGAAGCUUCUUAUAUAUAGGCAUCAGAAACAAGCGCAAUAUGAGAUGACACAAGACCAACUCGAAACCAAGCGUGAGCAGCUAGAGGAACUUGAGAAGAGCGAGCGGGAGGCUCAGAGGUUAGAGGAAGCGCUCAAUCAAGGUCGUGUGAGUAACCUGAGCACAUCCCGCAUACGGACCGAGGAGAAUGUGAACGGCAAUGGGAAUUUGGAAAGCCAGGACGACUCGAAUGGUGCGGAUGCGCCUCAACCUGAGCCCUCCGUUUAUCUUCCUCCACAUCCUGGUCCAAAUCCUGUAAGGCGAAGAGCGCCCGGAAUGGGUUUUUUGAACGCUUUGAGUUACACAUUACACGGAAUGAUGGACGUGGAUCCUGAAACAGCGAGACGGAAUUCGAUCAGCAAAACCAGAGAGACGAUCUCCCAGCUGGAGGAUGCAUUACGUCUCUCAGCUCAAGAUUUGAAGUACUCGAGCUCGACUAUUCAGGCUGAUCUGGAUCGGUUCCAGAGGCAGAAAAAUCUUGCUGCGUGGGAGGAGGCGAAGGCGGAAAUAGCAAAGAUCCCAGAUCAUCCGAACCAGGUACCACAUGAUGGGACCAACGGCAAGGCUCCGGGGAACAGAAGAGAUUCUACAGCAACUAUCAACGGUCGUUGA
Messenger RNA from Fibroporia radiculosa, 1704 nucleotides. RefSeq lists its product as uncharacterized. Lineage: Eukaryota; Fungi; Basidiomycota; Agaricomycetes; Polyporales; Fibroporiaceae. Gene Ontology annotation, molecular function: phosphatidylinositol binding. Gene Ontology annotation, biological process: retrograde transport, endosome to Golgi. The transcript is spliced from 8 exons. The record is from RefSeq and is a predicted model, not a curated record. The coding region runs from base 1 to 1704 and encodes 567 amino acids.